Pisolithus orientalis is the source of this 1002-nucleotide messenger RNA. RefSeq lists its product as uncharacterized. The record is from RefSeq and is a predicted model, not a curated record. The transcript is spliced from 14 exons. The coding region runs from base 1 to 1002 and encodes 333 amino acids. NCBI's taxonomy places the organism in Eukaryota, Fungi, Basidiomycota, Agaricomycetes, Boletales, Pisolithaceae.
AUGCCCCAAGGAGGAGUGGUCAGAUGGAAAUGUUGGCUGAUUGAGGUGGUCCUAGGGGGACGAACACCAUUUCAAGCGAUCCAGCAUGCUCUGAGGAGGAGUGGUCAGAUGGGAACAUUGACCCUAGGAGAGUCAGGGAAAGAUGGGUGUCACAGUCAAUGUGGACAGGGGCUUUGGUUCUGGAUCAAUGUUCAUUGGUGUUUGUUCGUGUUUGUUGGUGUUCAUUGGUGUUCAAUGGGGUCGACUGAGGUGGUCCAAGGGGGGACGAACACCACUACAAGUGAUCCAGCAUGCUCUGAGGAGGAGUGGUCAGAUGGGAACAUUGACAUAGCAGAGUUGGGGAAAGAUAGGUGUCCAAGUCAAUGUGGACAGGGGCUUCAGUUCUGGAUCAAUGUUCAUUGGUGUUUGUUUGUGUUUGUUGCUGGUCGUUGGUGUUUGAUGGGGUUCGUGCUGCUGUAUGGACCUGUGGAUGUCCAAAUUAGGUCGAUUGCAGUGGUCCUAGGGGGGAAGAACACCACUUCAAGGGGUCCAGUGCGCCAUGAUGGGGAGUGGUCAGACAGGAUCAUUGGUUGUAUUACCAGAUAUGCAAUUGACAUAGGAGAGUCAGGGAAUAAUGGUCGAUUGAGGUGGUCCGAGGGGGGACGAACACCACUUCAAGUGAUCCGGCAUGCUCUGAGGAGGAGUGGUCAGAUGGGAACAUUGGUGAGUCAGGCAAAGAUGGUCGACUUUGGUGGUCCUAGGGGGGACAAACACCACUUCAAGGGUCCAGCAUGCCAUGAUGGGGAGUGGUCAGACAGGAUCAUUGGUUGUAUUACAAGACAUGCAAUUGACAUAGGAGAGUCAGGCAAAGAUGGGUGUCCUAGUCAAUGUGGACAGGGGCUUUGGUUCUGGAACAGUGUUCUUCGGUCAAUUGCAAUUGAGCUAGGGGGGAUGAACACCACGUCAAGCAGCCCAGCAUGCUCCAAGGGGGAGUGGUCAGAUGGGAACAUCAGAAUGUUAUAA